Molecule: messenger RNA, 1053 nt
Organism: Colletotrichum godetiae
Lineage: Eukaryota; Fungi; Ascomycota; Sordariomycetes; Glomerellales; Glomerellaceae
Product: methyltransferase domain-containing protein
Exons: 7
Coding region: 1-1053 (350 amino acids)
Molecular function (GO): methyltransferase activity
Source: RefSeq, a predicted model, not a curated record
AUGUGUGCUGACAACAACACGAGCCCCGUGGGUCAGCCGUCGACACCGGCGGCGACUCAGGCAGCUCAACCUAAGAACACGACUGAUCAUGAAGUUGUGCUUGUUGCUGAGGAUAUUGAGGAGAGCGACGCUGCGUCGAACCUUGGAAGCAGCGUCGCAUCCUCGAGUACAACUGUCAACAGCUCGGUUCUAGAAUACAGAAUGGAGAACGGCCGAACGUAUCACGCAUACAACGACGGCAAAUACUUCUUCCCGAACGAUGAAAGGGAGAACGAUCGGCUUGACCUUCAGCACAACCUCUUCAUCUUGACGUUUGAUAACAAGCUCGCGACCGCCCCACCCAAUGAUCCAGGAUCGAAGGUCGGCAAUGUUCUUGACGUUGGGACUGGCAGCGGUAUUUGGGCCAUCGACUUUGGGGAAGAGCACCCUGAUGCUGAGGUGUGGCGAACCCUGGUUUGUGGAGUCGAUCUUUCAGCUGUUCAGCCUGAAUUUGUACCGCCUAACGUCAAGUUCGAAAUAGACGACAUCGACCAGUCUUGGACAUUUUCCAAACCAUUUGACUACAUUCACAGUCGGAUGAUGAAUUCGUCAAUCAAAGACUGGAAGGCCUAUAUCCACACAUGCUUCGACAAUUUGAGCCCUGGAGGAUAUUUAGAGCUGAUCGAAUUCGAUGCUGUGCCAACAUCAGAUGAUGGCACUCUGAAGGCUGACUCGGCAAUCACCAAGUCCGCCACCCUGCUCUUCGACGCCGCGGCCAAAAUUGGUCGACCAUUCGAGGAUAUUAGCAGGAUGAAAGACGUCCUAGCUGAGACCGGAUUCAAGGACGUCCACAAGCAGCUCUUCAAGUGGCCGACAAACUCUUGGCCCAAGGAUCCGAAGUACAAGGAGUUGGGGAUCUGGAACCAUGAGAAUGCCAUCGCUGGUUGGGAGGGCUUUUGCAUGGCUCCGUGCACUCGGGUCCAUCGGUGGAGUAGAGAGGAAGUUCUCAUUCUCAUGGCGGAGGCCCGGAAGGAGUUCAAGGAUAGGACUAUCCAUGCCUACUUUAAUAUGUGA